Penicillium malachiteum is the source of this 1080-nucleotide messenger RNA. RefSeq names its product 5-oxoprolinase subunit C family protein. The coding region runs from base 1 to 1080 and encodes 359 amino acids. Lineage: Eukaryota; Fungi; Ascomycota; Eurotiomycetes; Eurotiales; Aspergillaceae. The transcript has a single exon. The record is from RefSeq and is a predicted model, not a curated record.
AUGAGAAUGUGGGACUCUUCUCGUAGCCCAAGUGCCCUACUCCAGCCUGGAAACCGCGUCCGUUUCGUGACUAUAGAUGAUGCUGAACUACCAGUGCAUGUGAUAUCCGAUUCUCCUACUUCGAUAUCGGAUCAACAUACCAUACCUCCUCAAGAGGACUGCGAUCAGUUCAAAGUGAUCACUGCACCAUUCCCGGCUCUAUUUCAAGAUUUCGGUCGCUCCGGCCAAUCCAGUCAAGGUGUUUCUGCCUCCGGGGCUUUAGAUCCACCCUCAUUGAAAGCUGCCAAUCGAGUAGUGGGGAAUCCGGUCAAUACUCCAUGUCUCGAAAUUAUGCCGGGUGUAUUUUCAUUUGAGAGCAGCGCUCGGGUAGUUAUAGGCUAUGCAGGAGCGCCUUGCAUGGUCACUAUUCAGGAUGUGAGAGGCCAUACAAGAACGGUGACGAACUUGCAGCCGGCAGCAGUGGAGCCCGGAGAUGUUGUGAAAUUCGGUCAUGCAAAUGCUGGUGUGCGCUGCUAUUUAGCCGUACGCGGCGGAUUCGAUGUCAAUGAAGUAUUAGGAAGUGCAGCUACAGAUACCUUGGCAAAUCUGGGGCCUAAACCAGUGACAGCUGGCAGAGCCUUGAAGCUCAGGAAUUCCAGGUGCAACCUUAUGAGCGUUUCUCUGAACGAGACUUCGACGUUGAUUCUUCCUAAAGCUGGUGAUGUCCUGGUUCUGGAUGUCGUGCUUGGACCUCGAACAGAAUGGUUCACUUCAAAAGGGCUAGAAACUUUCACUCAACAGCAGUGGAAUGUUACACCUGACUCAAGUCGUGUUGGAAUUCGGUUAUCGGGUGAUAUCCCUAUCGAGCGCGAAAGAAAUGACGAAUUACCAAGUGAGGGAACAGUAAAAGGUGCUAUUCAAGUUCCUCCUACAGGUCAGCCAGUCCUAUUCCUUGCCGAUCAUCCACUCACAGGAGGCUACCCUGUAAUCGGAGCUGUGGCUGAACAUCAUCUGGAUCUCCUUGGCCAGCUUCCAGUUAAUACCAAGAUUCGCCUCCGACCCCUCGCACCAUUUUCAGAGAUAGUGGGCGUUUUGAAUUGA